GAGGGGCGCGGGGUCGUAGCGCGCGCUCGCAGACGCGGCAGUAUUAAACUGCUGCGGGCGCGGCAGGCUGGCUGUGGGCUUCCUCCGUCUCAAGCUUUCUUGAGUUUGUUCCCCGCUCGCUCUCAUCUUCUGAAGCCUAAGCCGGCUACCCCUUCCUCCUUCCUUCCGCCAGCAGCCGUGUCGUUGCGACUCCGCCACCAUGUUCGAGGCACGCCUGGUCCAGGGCUCCAUCUUGAAGAAGGUGCUUGAGGCACUUAAGGACCUCAUCAACGAGGCCUGCUGGGACAUCAGCUCGAGCGGCGUGAACCUUCAGAGCAUGGACUCGUCCCAUGUCUCUUUGGUGCAGCUCACCCUGCGCUCCGAGGGCUUCGACACGUAUCGCUGCGACCGCAACUUGGCCAUGGGCGUGAACCUCACCAGCAUGUCCAAAAUACUGAAAUGUGCUGGCAAUGAAGACAUCAUUACACUAAGGGCUGAAGAUAACGCGGACACCUUGGCACUAGUAUUUGAAGCUCCAAAUCAAGAAAAGGUUUCAGACUAUGAAAUGAAGUUAAUGGAUUUAGAUGUUGAACAACUUGGAAUUCCAGAACAAGAGUACAGCUGUGUAGUAAAGAUGCCUUCUGGUGAAUUUGCACGUAUAUGCCGAGAUCUCAGUCAUAUUGGAGAUGCUGUUGUAAUUUCCUGUGCAAAAGAUGGAGUGAAAUUUUCUGCAAGUGGAGAACUUGGAAAUGGAAAUAUUAAGUUGUCACAAACGAGUAAUGUUGAUAAAGAAGAGGAGGCUGUUACCAUAGAGAUGAAUGAACCAGUUCAGCUAACUUUUGCACUGAGGUACCUGAACUUCUUUACAAAAGCCACUCCACUCUCUCCUACAGUAACACUUAGUAUGUCUGCAGAUGUACCCCUUGUCGUAGAGUAUAAAAUUGCUGAUAUGGGACAUUUAAAGUACUAUUUGGCUCCCAAGAUCGAGGAUGAAGAAGGAUCUUAGACAUUCUUAAAAUUCAAGGAAAUAAAACUAAGCUCUUUGAGAACUGCUUCUGAGAUGCCAGCACAUACUUAAGUCUCUUUUGUCUUUGUACCUGAGUACAUAUGUAGAUAUUGUUUUCUGUAUAUAACUUUUUUUUUCUCCAUUCUCUACAGUUUGUUCACAGAGUAAAGUCCAAAGUCAAAUCUGGUCUUGUUAACCUAGUAAUAACUUUGCCUUACCUAGGAAUACUCCUUAUAAAUUUUAUAAACAAAAGGUUUUUGACUCUAAAUGCAGUUUUAAGUAUUGUUUUCAAUUUAAAUAAAAGUCAUUUGAAUUUCAA
Kogia breviceps (pygmy sperm whale) is the source of this 1304-nucleotide messenger RNA. It is a transcript of the gene PCNA, whose product is annotated as proliferating cell nuclear antigen. Gene Ontology annotation, molecular function: DNA polymerase processivity factor activity; DNA binding. Gene Ontology annotation, cellular component: PCNA complex. The record is from RefSeq and is a predicted model, not a curated record. Gene Ontology annotation, biological process: regulation of DNA replication; leading strand elongation; mismatch repair. NCBI's taxonomy places the organism in Eukaryota, Metazoa, Chordata, Mammalia, Artiodactyla, Physeteridae.